AAUAUCUGUCUAGACUUGUUUGUAAACAAAUUAGACUAGUGUCACUAGAUCUGUAUACCAACACUUAGCUAGAUUUAGAUUAGGAUAUUAUAUCUAGAUCUACAUCUCAACCAAAAAGGAUUUAAACGAUGUUCUUCAUUUUGUAACGAUAGAAUUACUAAAAUGCGUGGCCCAAAAUAUAGACUCAGUCCCAAUGAAGUAGAACGUCUAGUUAGAGAGGAAAGAGAACGGCGUAGGAAGCUUCGUAUUUUACAGGUGAGAGAGCAAGCAAAAGCGAAUGCAGCUUCAAUUAGAAAUGACGUUAGACGGGUCAAGGACAAGCUUCUUCAAAACAUGGCAACAGAAAUAAAGGAGCAACUGGAAGCAGAAAAAGAGGAGAAACUGAAGCAACUUGAACAUAGAUAUGAAAAUACAUUGCAUAGUAUUGGUGAAGGUCAUAAAGAGGCUCAUAUACAUGGAGAUAUAGAAAACAGAGCUGAGAAACUAAAGAAACAAAGAGAAGAGGAACUGGCUGCCCAGGACAGAUUUAGACAAGCCUUGGACUUAAAGAAAAGAUUAGAUGCAGAGAAGGAAUGGGAACAGAAUAAACAUGUUCUUGCUAGGAAAGCUGCUCUUGAAGUGGAAAAAGAACGAGCUUCUCAAAUAGCUUCAUUACCACCCCCACCACCUGAUAUAUCUGUAGAGCUUGAGAAAGCAAAAAAAAAACCCAUUCCAAUGAUGGACAUGAAAGCAUAUGCUACCACACACUUCCAUAUACCCGACUACCAUGUUGUUAAAGCAGGGCCCGAGGAACAAGGCAUGUACAAUGCUAAGAAGAGCGCAGAAGAAACAGACGUCAAACUGAAGCAGGAUCUUCAGGCUUUAAAACGUUCAAAACAUGAGCAGAUUGAGAAAGCCCGUAUCCGUGGCAAUGAAGCUUUGCAGAAAGAGAUGUUGAAACAUGACCUUGGAGAUAUGUUGAAAGAUUUAAGUCUCCUACAGAAGAAAGAUCGACGUAGAAGGCAAGGCAUUGUCUCUGACCUUCCUAAGCAGGUGUUUGUACCUCCAGAGAAAUGUCUAGAAGAGAGACAAGAGAGACAGAAAGAAAUGGAGUCUAAGUUUGACCAACUUUAUCUUCAACACUGUAAAGUUGAUGUUGAAGAUCUCCAUAGUAUGAGUAUAUCAGAAUACCUCACCACGACAGACUCCAUAGAAGACACUGUAGCCCUAGAUGCCACCCCAGAUAUUUCCAUCCCAAUGUCUCGCAUCAACCCUGCUCUCAGAGACCUCACGAAUGUAGCCAAACAGGCAGAACCCACGCAGUUAAAAAAACCUGAAACAGUUCUCAGGCAGCUUCUCAACCGCAUCAAAGAACAGAGGGAUGACAGCAAGCUCAUCACCAUGGCUAAGGAUGCAGGUGGGCCUCAUUCAGCUGCAGCCUCAUCUGCACCACAGACUGAAGACAAAGUUGUUGCUGAGUCAGAUGGACAAGGAGUCUCCUCCAAACCUGGCCCAGUCCAGCAUAUAACAAGCAGUUCAGAUGAACAGGUUGUGGACGUUCAGGGAACAGACAAGACUGAACAGAAAGGCAAUGUAUUUGAAGAGAAGGCCCUGGCUGAUCCUGACAAGAUAGCCAUCAGUAAUAACAAUAAAAUGAUUGAAGAUCUUUUGAAAAGAAUUCAAACAAUAGAAGAACAGAAACAACAACUGGCUCAACAGUUCCAAGCUCACAAUGGCUUCUACAACAAACUGGUCUCUGAUGACAUUGUCAGCUUGGACCAGACUGACUACUCCUCUCUGAUGGAAGUAGACAUCAAGUCAGGAGAGGAAGUAGCUGAGGCUCCUCAGUCAAAGCUAUCAGACAGUUGUUUGCCUGAAAAAAAGUUGGCUAUGGGAGAAGUGUUUCUGAAAGACAUGCAUAACUUCUCAGGUCAAGGCAUGGCCAAAAGGUCUCAGCCUAAUCAGAAUUUUGUGGAUUCAAAGCUUUUUAAUGAUGGCCCAUGGUACAAAGCAGGGACUUUGAGUGAUGAAGAUUUGAAUAAGAAAUUUAUUUUGCAUGAAAAUAGGGUCACUUUUGAUCAUAAUCCAUCCUAUAAGUACUACGAUCAAGCUCCAACAAGAGAAGGUCUAGACAGCAGGUUUGCAUCUGUUAAAGUACCACAGAGACCAGCUGUAACUUCAGUAGGUAUGACUGGAGUGAGUUGGUCCCAAGCUGGUGAUGCAGGAAGUGUGACACAAAAAUUAAUGGACUACAAAGAGAAGGUAAAGGAGAAACAGGCAGUGAUGGAUGAAGAAACUACAAGACGGGUUAGAGAGUACCAGCGUAAAUUGUUUGAAACACAUGAAGAGCGUAAAAAACUUUUAGCUGAAGUCAGGGCUGAUAUAGAAAAGAGGCGACAAGAGUUGAAACUGGACGUGCCUUCUGUCAGCAAUGAAGACAUGAGUAAAUCUUCAUCUUCAUUCAAUCAACUUCCCCCCACUUACUCAGAGGCCCAGGGCAAGGCAUGGGAGCCAAUCAAACCUUUUAUAGCCGAGCCCAGGCAUAAAUUGGUUACAUCUCAGGUAUCAGAUGAUCGAUUCUCUCAAUGGCUCUACAACUCUGGGCAAAGAUCUAUUCCAGCUCAGCUCAAUAAAGAUGAAAAGAAAUCUGAGGAUGCUGCUGGAACGAAAUCAGACAAAAUCAGAAGAUCCCUUACAUUCCCAGAAGGGGAUGACUCUCUCAGUAUCACCUGGAAUGACACCCCAGCAUCAAAAUGUUCACAGGACCUCAGCAACAACUCUCGGUUAUAUUCAAGUGAAGAAGACCAUGGUAGCCCUAUCCUAUCUGACAAGUCAAGGCAGUCAGACAACAAAAGUUUCUCCUCUGUGCUAGUGGCAAGGGCUGCAGAGAGCAGGAAAGAAUUCCAGCUAAGGCAGGAUGAGCUCCAGUCUCAACUAUUGGAAAUUCAGAAACAGAAAGAUGCCAUUCAAGAGAAAUACAAUGCUGGCCAGAUGGUACUCCAACAACAGCAAUUGGCACUGAAGUCCAAGCUGGCACAAGCAACUGUAGGAUCUAAAGAAGAAAUGAGGACUGGCCCUGCUGUGCUUAAAGCAAAACCUGGCCAAGUUUCUGAGCCUGUUUUACACAGAAGCUGGGAAACGUUUUCUGGUUAUGGAGAAGACUUGAGCCCCGUAGACAUAACUGGUACCUAUUAUGCAGUUUCUCGGCCAGACUCAGUUGGAUUUAAUGGAAGUCGAUUGAGUGACACGACAAGUGGAAGACAUAGUCUUGGUACACCUGGCAACCUGUCUGCUGACUCAUACUUGGCAGACAUUUCUUUUCAGAAGAUAAAGUCUGCAGACUUGAAGGGUUUGCCCACAUCAGCCUUCAUCUCAAGAGAUUCCAUCCAGUUCACCAACAUGCCAAAGCCUAUACCUGUUCUAGGAACUUCACAGCCAACCUGGGCAUCUCUUCUGAAGUCAUCUUCUGCCACCAACAACCAGGCUUAUCAGCAAUCUUCCAUGCAAGACUUCACCCAGCAAACUGCAGCACCUAGCGUACAACAGAGUCUCUCUGGAUUUUCAUCUUUUUCAAGGUCAACUUUGGAAAUGUAUCCUACAGACCGCUCAGCCAAUUUUGAGUCAAUACAAGAUGUAAUGAAAACUCUUGACAGCCAACUGUCUGUACAACCCAACCCGGGAUUAUCAGAUCACCAGCCACAUGAGCUGAGCACUAUUCUGGAAGUGGACACACCACUAUCAGUCCCUGGAAAGCAGUCAGCUAAAAGACAGGCAACCACCAUGUCAAACAGCCAGUCCUCAAGUAUCAGUGGUAGCAAAAGUAUACAGUUCUUUUCUCUCGUGCCAGAUUUCAAAGUGGACAUCUUCAAAGAAUCUUACACUCUUCCUGCAAACAGCAAUGCCAACCCUGGCCUUCAAGGAACUGUUUUCACUUUAUCGAGACCUAGAAGUAAUCUUCAGAUUAAUGAACCAACUAGCAAUCAAGGGUUGAUCACAGACAUUGGAGAUCAAAUACUUGUGGGCUCUAAGCUCGGAGCUAAACGAACAUUGAACUUUUCAGAAGAUCCCAACUUACUGCCACGGCUUGACAUGAGUGAUGUUGCAGAAGAAGAAGAUUUGUCUUCGACGACAAUGCCACCCUUGGUAAAUUUAACUCCAAUUAAACCAUUAAGCCAAGACAUCAAUGUCAGUUUCCAGAAUGAGUCUCUGUCCAACUUGGCAGACACAACACCAUUAUCAAACGAUAGGACCACCAGCCUGAAUAUCACCGGCUUCAGUGACUAUCUAAAAUCUACUGCUGGAGAAGAAGGCAGCACAGCAAGCAGAAUACUGUCUAACCAAAGUUUUCAGGAAAUGCCCAACUCCAGUGGCCAAGAAACUAAAAAUGAUGACUCUACCAAUCCAAAGGAUACCAGUAGCCAUGAUGAUCUGAUGAUCUCAGAAACCCUUAAGCAAGCUCAGGAGUUUGACACAAUGCUGAUGUUGCGUCUGCAGCUGCAAUCAAGAGCUGUGUUUGACAACAGCACCAAUACCACAGCCAGUAUCUCUGGGAUCUCUGACGGCUUGACUGCAUCAAUCACUGCUGAGCUGGAAGAGAUCACAAUAUCAGAGCCAGCUACAACAGAUGCUGAAGUAAAUCAGUAAUACAUCAUUCAUUUAACCUAAUACAUCAUUCAUUUAACCUAAUACAUCAUUCAUUUAACCUAACAGAAAAAAAAGAACAUAUUAAAUAUGUUUAUAAUGCAAGUGAAAUAUCUUACAUUACAUUAGACAUUUUCUGAGGUUCUGUAACUUUUGUACCAGUUCAAACUUAUAAAACAGAAGUCUAGCUAUAAAACACUUUGAUAUAUUGUAUAACAGUGCUUUAUGUAUUAUAAUAUAUAUGUAAUUAUGUAUGUGUAAAUAUUUUGUGUGUACUGAGAUGUAUUUUAAUGAUCAUUGUACUAGUAACUGCACUAUUAUACUUAGCGAGGAUUUCUUUUUAAUUUUAGGUCAGACUAUAGUCCUGCCAAUGUAUUUUUUUUUUACAUUUAUUUAUUUUAAAAUGUUACUUUUUUAAAUAAUAAAUUAACCUUUUUUUUUUUGUCCUAGGGAAAUGAUUCUUCUUUUUCUCUAGUUUCCAUUAGAUUUAGAAAGU
Biomphalaria glabrata is the source of this 5116-nucleotide messenger RNA. RefSeq lists its product as uncharacterized. Lineage: Eukaryota; Metazoa; Mollusca; Gastropoda; Planorbidae. The record is from RefSeq and is a predicted model, not a curated record. The transcript has 14 exons. Gene Ontology annotation, biological process: regulation of centriole replication. Gene Ontology annotation, cellular component: centrosome; cytosol; centriole. The coding region runs from base 163 to 4623 and encodes 1486 amino acids.